AUGUCCUCUUCCUUCUUCACCACCCCUGCCUCGCAGCGGAAACGGAAGCGAUCCGAAGCUACAUCCAGCGCUCCCAAGAGGCGCAACACCGACGCCAAUGCCCGCCGCGCCCAGCGAGAAGACUCUAUUAGCGGCAGCGACGCCUCCGACGACGACGAAGGACCCGUCUUUGACGAUGAGAACGAUAGUGACGAGACUUCCGAGGACGAGAAUGAAACGGCUGCCGAAAAGCGCCUCCGAUUGGCAGAGCGCUAUCUGGAAAACAUCCGCAGCGAGGUCGAGCAAGAGGUGGGCUUCGACGCUGAGCAGAUUGACAAGGACCUCAUCGCAGAAAGACUGAAGGAGGAUGUCGCAGAGGGCAAGGGAAAGAUCUACCGCUCCAUUGCCGACGAAUUGGACUUUGAGCGCGCAUCGCAUGCUGCUGGCUACUCGGGUCUACAAAAGGCGAUAACAGGCUGUGCCGUCAAGCUACCUUAUGCGUGGACAGUCAGCAAGGACCUCGUCGUAGAAAAGUGGGAGAUUGCCGACCCAAAAUCCUACGCGCCAGAUGCUUCUCGUCCAACUAAUAUCACACCGCGUAGAACUCCCAAGCGACUCCUCUGGCGCAAAGGCAACAAGAAUAAGAAGGGUGACAGGGCCUACUUAGGCCACACUGGCGAGAUUGUGUCCAUUGCCAUAUCGGAUUCUGGAAAAUACCUGGCCACUGGCGACAUGCAUGCCCGACUAAUUAUUUGGGAUGCUGAUACUCUGACACCCCGCCAUCUGUUUACUCGCCAUCGUGAUGCUGUCCUCUCGCUUUCUUUCCGACGAGGUACCGACCAAUUGUUUUCGGGUGGAGCAGAUCGCGCUGUUAUUGUGUGGAGUGCACCAGAGUCUGCAUACAUCGAGACACUUGUGGGACACCAAGACGCCGUCAUUGGGGUUGCUGGUGGACUGGAGGUCAAUCAAGAGACGUGUGUUAGUGUCGGUGCCCGAGACCGCACUGCGCGUCUAUGGAGGGUUGUCGAGGAGAACCAGCUGGUGUUCCAUGGCGGUGGUACAGCAAGACAAAAGGGCAUGGAUAAGCUGCGCAAAGGCCGCUUUGGCAAAAAUGUUGACGGAGAAGAUGCAAAGGAAGGAAUGACCAAUAGCACACACCCUGACGACGACGAUACACCUAUUGCUUACGCAGAAGGCUCUAUUGACUGCGUUGGCCUCCUUGACGCGAGCUUGUUCGUUACAGCUUCCGAUAAUGGCGCCCUCUCGUUGUGGUCGGUUACCAGGAAGAAGCCUCUUUUCACCUACCCGCUUACGCAUGGCCGUGAUCCACCACUUGCGCCAGAAGAAAUGUCAGCUAAUCACGAUGCUACUACUUCGGUCAAACCGGGACCGCGUUUACCAAGAUACGUUACCGCGCUCGCCACGGUGCCGUUUGCCAAUCUGGUCCUUACAGCGAGCUGGGAUGGCUGGAUACGUGCUUGGAAAAUUACCGACGACAAGAGGAGUAUUGAGCCGAUUGGAAAGGUGGGACGUGUGCCUCUCGAUGAGGAUGCAACAAUGGACGGCAACAGUGAAGAUGGCCCAAUUCUGAUUCGAGGUAUCGUCAACGGACUCUCAAUACAGGAACGAGGCGACAGGGGUAAAGACGGAUUAUGCAUUGUAGCAGCAGUAGGCAAGGAACCAAGACUAGCAAGAUGGAUGUCUGGUAAAGUCAAAAACGGCAUCUACGUUUUCGAAGUGCCGCGCAAAAGCCUAAUGAAUGGCGCGGCUGAUGAAGAAAACGAAGAUGAGGAUGAAGACGAAGAAUCGUAG
This is a messenger RNA of Bipolaris zeicola 26-R-13, 1791 nucleotides long. RefSeq lists its product as uncharacterized. The coding region runs from base 1 to 1791 and encodes 596 amino acids. The record is from RefSeq and is a predicted model, not a curated record. Gene Ontology annotation, cellular component: small-subunit processome. The transcript has a single exon. Lineage: Eukaryota; Fungi; Ascomycota; Dothideomycetes; Pleosporales; Pleosporaceae. Gene Ontology annotation, molecular function: snoRNA binding; protein binding.